Diuraphis noxia (Russian wheat aphid) is the source of this 813-nucleotide messenger RNA. RefSeq lists its product as uncharacterized. Lineage: Eukaryota; Metazoa; Arthropoda; Insecta; Hemiptera; Aphididae. The record is from RefSeq and is a predicted model, not a curated record.
AUGACUAUGAGCUAUAUUAAGAUAGAUAUCGAAUUCAAUAUGAGGUUCCUUUUAAACGAAUUCAUGGAAACUCGACCAGAAAUCGACUCCAAAUCAUUGAAGUUCGGUCACCACGAGUCGACAUUCACCAACAUGGAAGUGUUAAACGAGUUGAGCGAAAACGACCAAUUCAAAAAACCGUACGUAUACUACUACAACUACCUCAACAAAAUGAUCAAAGGUCGUCUCGUCGAAGAAAURGCUGUCAGUUUCGCACCCCUAAUUGCAAUGCGUCUCGCACAAGAGCUGAAAUCGACUGUCUUAUUCCCGACCAAAUCCAUGGCUGUCCCGAAAACCAACGCUUAUAUUGCUCCCGGAGUACAAGCCAAGAUUUACAACACAGUGUUUAACGACUUGAGCGGCACCAACAAUAUUCAAAAGAUGGUCAACUAUACCGUCAACAAUGAUCAAACUGAAAUGAUCUUCUGUUUUACAUCUUUCGACCUGAGAGGCAACAAUGAAUGGGCUCUGGAAUACAACACCGGAAACGUGUACAAUGGAAAAGCUUCAUUCGCCAUAGAAAACAUGCAAACCAUGAUCGUAGUCACUAAACCUAACGGACAAGGAGAGAUUACGAAGAAAUUCUCAAAGACCACCGUCAAUGGGCUCACAGUUUUGUUGCAUAAUGAUAACAACUGCGAAACGAUCAGAGAUUUCGCCCAUCAGCGUAUCCCGAAAGUCUUGGAAAAUAGCUUACAGACAUUCAUMAAAGAGCAAGCCGAGAUGGUAUUGGGUAACCAAUUCGCCCUUAUUGGCUUGAAAUAUAAAAAUUGA